Molecule: messenger RNA, 1255 nt
Organism: Alnus glutinosa
Lineage: Eukaryota; Viridiplantae; Streptophyta; Magnoliopsida; Fagales; Betulaceae
Product: peptidyl-prolyl cis-trans isomerase CYP28, chloroplastic
Exons: 2
Coding region: 108-1031 (307 amino acids)
Biological process (GO): protein peptidyl-prolyl isomerization
Cellular component (GO): chloroplast
Molecular function (GO): peptidyl-prolyl cis-trans isomerase activity
Source: RefSeq, a predicted model, not a curated record
CCCCAAACAGUCCCCCUCCUAUCCAAAUCCUAAAAACUAAAAGGAGAGACCCCACUGCUCCAUAUGGCAACCAAGAAAGACCCAAUCCAGAACAUGUUCACUCUAUCAUGGCCCGCUCUUUAACAGCCCAUUAUCCGCAACCCCUCCUCUGCCACCACCACAACCACCACCCACCGCUCCACCUCAACCCCAAAACCCCACUCACCCGCCGCUCCCUCCUCCUCCUCUCCUCCUCUUCCCUCUCUCUCGCCGCCACUCCGCCACCACCCUCUCCUGCAGCCUCUCCACCACUUGACACCACCAUCACUGACCGAGUCUUCAUGGACUUCAGCCUCUGCUCCACCGCCACCACCACCUUCCCUUACAACGCCACCGCUGACGCCUCCGCCACCCCACUCUGCUCCGACUCCCUCCCCUUGGGCCGCCUUAUUCUCGGCCUCUACGGCCACCUCGUCCCCCUCACCGUCUCCAACUUCAAGUCGUUGUGCUCGCCCUCCUCCCCUUCCACCUACAAGAACACCCUCGUCCACAAAAUCUUCCCCGGCGAAUUCUUCCUCGCCGGCCGCCAAGGCCGCCGCGAAAAAGCCGAGGUUCGACCUCCGCUUGAAUUGCCACGCAACACCGAGACCGUCGACUCCAGGGCCUUUAUGCUCACGCAUUCGCGUGCAGGCGUUGUUUCGCUGUGUUUAUCCGAGAAUGACGAUGACGAUGACAUCAAGCUCGACCCCAACUACCGGAAUGUCGAGUUCUUGAUCACCACGGGACCAGGGCCAUGCCCUCAACUUGAUAGUAAGAACAUUGUUUUCGGGACAGUGCUUGAAGGUUUGGAUGUCGUGGCGGCCAUAGCCUCCAUCCCCACAUACAAACCAAAUGAACGAAUUCGCCAAUUCAAUGACUUGGCUGAAUAUCUUGGAGAUGGAAGAGCCCAAAAUGCUCGUGCAAUAUGGAACAGGCCUCUUAAAACUGUGUAUAUCAGUGACUGUGGAGAGCUCAAAGUGGCUAAGCCUUCCCUUCCUCCUAGUCUACCAUAAUACCAGUACUCACUGAUUCGAGGUCCCUUCUCGUACCUACUUGUCUAUUUUUCUUGUACGUUUAUCUUAUCUUCCUGAAAAAGAAAAAGACUUAUACUCAGCUUACUUCAUAAAGACCGCAAUUCAAAAUUCUUUAAUUUUCUAAAUGCAAUUCAUAUGCAGUGCCUAUUAAAUGGAUUGGAGAAUAAUUUGUUUUGUAAAAUAAAUUUUUAGCUUGGAUACCA